Molecule: messenger RNA, 1481 nt
Organism: Crotalus tigris (Tiger rattlesnake)
Lineage: Eukaryota; Metazoa; Chordata; Lepidosauria; Squamata; Viperidae
Exons: 5
Coding region: 349-969 (206 amino acids)
Source: RefSeq, a predicted model, not a curated record
AGCCAAUGGAGAAGCCAGAUUCACUUAACAACUGCAGCGAUUCCCUUCACAACUAUGGCAAAAAAAAAAAAAAGAUCGUAAAUCAGGGCAAAACGUAGGAGUUGAAUUCUGGGAGCUGAAGUCCACGGGUCUUAAAGUUGCCAAGGUUGGACACCUCUGCUUUAGAUGUUGGCAAUCUGAUUUCAUGGAGGGAAGGUGAGACGAAGCAGGGAUCAGCCCAGCACCCAGCUAUUUGGAGCCAGGUUGCAGCCAUUUUGACAUUGUUUGAGACCAGUCUUGGAAACACGCAAUUGGUUCUUCAUUUCUUGAUGUCACAAUUCCUCUCCGGAGCAGCUGUGGGCCAAGAGGAUGGAAGGUUUCUCUCCCAGAGCUACUCCUGCCCAGAGGCCAAACUACAUCUUCUUUCCUGAAAAAGAUCAGCUCUUUGGCUAUUCCAGACUUGGGAGAAGCCCGUUGCCAGCAAAGUCGCCUCCGACAAAGAUGGAGAUGCUCAAUGAAUUUGACAACGAGUCCCCGCUCUACGUCUCCUUCUGCAGGCGGAUCUCUCCAGAGGAUUUUGAGAGCCAGUCGCUGACCUACACCCAGAAAGCUUUGCGGGAGCUUUACGCCCACAUGGAACAGAAUCCAGGCCUCUGCGCCGCGAUUGUGCAGAAGCGGAAGCAGCUGGACAGCGAGGAUGCUGGGUUGGUGUCCUACAUGAAGGCCAAGUUUUCUUCCUUGUUUUGCCCCGAGGAUUCCCUGAAAAUGGAUGACAUACGGAAGGAAGUCAAGCAGCUGAAAUGGGAGAUGCAGAAGGUGAAUAACUACGCUUUGGCUGCCAAAAAAGCAUCCUACUUGACCCCGGAGAGAAGAACAAGGAAGAAUCUUGCUUUGGGAACCUUCAACCCCAGCCCAACCAAACUUGGGGAGCCAGUGGUCCCAACCAUGCCCAAAAUCUUCGGACCAUUCCCAAGCCAGGGACACCACUAACAGCCCAACCGGAUCCUUGCCGAAUGCCAACUAAGCUUGUUCUCCUACUAUCAACCCUGCAGUGUUGGCUAAGCCAAGGAGCUUUAAAGAAGAUUGUAAAGUAAACCACAACCCGGACCUUGAUUCUCGCUCAACAGGAUCCUGAACCUCUCUUGGCAGAGGGGAAGAUACUAAGCAAAUGAAAGUUCUGUGCACCAUGGGUAGCCGGGUGGCGACUGUGAUGAUUGUGACUCUGAUUGCGUGGCGACUAUGUUGUGCCUCUGAACACGAGCGGCAAGGGAAGCCGAAAAGACAGGUCCGCUCUGUAUGUUUUGAAUGCAAAUCACACCCCCCACCUUGAGCUUAACAGAACAACAGAACAGAAUAAGAGAAUAACAGAGUUGGAAGGGACCUUAGAGGUCUUCUAGUCCAACCCUCUGUUCAAGCAGGAGACCCUGUGCCAUUCCAGACAAGUGAUUGUCCGGUCUUUUCCUGAAAGUAUCAUGCAUACAAUGCCAGAGAAAUCUAGAUGC